Closterium sp. Yama58-4 is the source of this 1761-nucleotide messenger RNA. Lineage: Eukaryota; Viridiplantae; Streptophyta; Zygnematophyceae; Desmidiales; Closteriaceae. The record is from the annotation of a GenBank genome assembly.
AUGACGAGGCGACGGCGCGGUCGCGCGGCGGUGGUGGUGGUCGGCGAUGUGGGUCGCAGCCCUCGCAUGCAGUACCACGCGCUGUCGCUAGCCAAUCAGGCGGGACUAGAAGUCGACCUUAUCGGCUAUGCAGGGUCGCAGGUGCACCCCUCAGUGGCGGAGCAUCCGCGCAUUCACCUGCGCCUGCUGGGCAUGCCCUUCCCCAGUGGCCUCUCCCGCCCUCUCUACCUGCUGUUGCUGCCCAUCAAGCUCGUAGCCCAAGUGCUCUGCUUCCUCUGGGUGCUCUGCGUCGCGACCCCCCCACCUGACUUCUACCUUCUACAGAACCCCCCCACCAUCCCAACCUUCACAGUGGUGCGCUUUGCCGGCCUAGUAAGGCGAGCAUCCUUCGUCAUUGACUGGCACAACUUCGGAUUCACCCUUUUCGGUCUCCGUUUCGGCCCCGCACACCCGCUCGUGAAGAUCCACAAGUGGUACGAGACGACCAUAGCACGCCAGGCAGCGGCGCACAUAUGUGUGACUCGAGCCAUGCAGCAGGAGCUGGCGAACAACUGGGAUAUACGAGCCACUGUGCUGUACGACCGCCCGCCUUCCUUCUUCCGACCCAGCACCUUGGAGGAGAUGAGAGAGGUUCUGGGCCGCAUCGACCAAUCACUGCUCGACAGCUGUUUCUCCCCACCCGCACCAGGAACCGCGCAGUGGACUCUUAGACCCGAUCGCCCUGCCCUAGUUGUCAGCAGCUCUAGCUGGACUGCAGACGAGGACUUUGAUGUAUUGCUAGAGGCUGCUCUCAUGUACGACAGGCGCGUGGCAGCGAUGGCAGGCGAGGGGGAGUUCGGAGGAGAUGGAGGAGGCGAGGGAGAGGGUUCUUCUGAAGCCCCUCUGCUUGACUCCAGAGGAACGGACAAGAGAUCACCUGCAGCAGCAGCAGGAGCAGCAGCAGCAAGAGGAGCAGAAGCAGCAGCAACAGGGGCAGCAGGGGCAGCAGAGACAGCCAAAGAUUCCUCUAGUGCGGGGGGCUCAAGAAACGGUGCAGCAGGAGAGGGCGAGCUGGGAGGGGGAGUGACGGCAGGAGCAGCCGCAGGACUGGGAACAAACGCAGGGAGGUUGAAGGCCGGAGAAAAAUUUCCCAACUUGGCGUUUAUUGUUACUGGCAAGGGAGCCCUCCGAUCGCACUACGAAGCCAAGAUGCGACGGCUCAGAUUGCGCCACGUGUCCUUCCGAACCGCAUGGCUCGCUCCGGAGGACUACCCAAGGCUGCUAGGCUCGGCGGACCUGGGCGUGUCCCUCCAUACCUCGUCCUCAGGCCUGGAUCUGCCAAUGAAAGUUGUAGACAUGUUUGGAUGCGGCGUUCCUGUCUGCGCCAUCUCCUAUUCCUGCAUCCACGAGCUGGUAAAGGACGGCACCAACGGGCUCCUCUUCUCAGACUCUUCAGAGCUCGCCUCGCAACUCAUCGACAUCUUCUGCGGCUUCCCAGAAGGUUCUGCUGCUCUCAAACCCCACUCCCCCACCACUGCCUCCACCUAUUCAUCAGCCUUCACUCCCGCAGGUCCAUCAACCUCCCCCUUACCUUCAUCUCCCACAUCACCCUCCUCUCCCUCAUCCACUCCCUCCUCCGUUACGCUGCUUCAAAAGCUAGGGUCUGGUGCCCUGGCAACAGGGGCUGCUGGUAAAUGGGCGGAUGAGUGGGGUGCGAAUGUGCUUCCUUUAGUGGAGAGAUUAUCUGGGGGUGAUUUACGAGAGAUGGUUAUCACUACGUAA